Molecule: messenger RNA, 4662 nt
Organism: Thamnophis elegans (Western terrestrial garter snake)
Lineage: Eukaryota; Metazoa; Chordata; Lepidosauria; Squamata; Natricidae
Gene: TMCC1
Product: transmembrane and coiled-coil domain family 1
Exons: 6
Coding region: 970-2901 (643 amino acids)
Biological process (GO): endosome membrane tubulation; endosome fission; membrane fission
Cellular component (GO): endomembrane system
Source: RefSeq, a predicted model, not a curated record
AUAAUAAAGGCUAUGCUAUUAAUAUUUUCAUUCCCCUGCUCUCCAAAAAUACUCGCUCUCAUUCACUUAAAGGAAAGUGAGUAAAUGAGAUUCUGAAUUAACACACACAAAAAAAAUUAGAAAGGUAAGCGGCGGUGACUACAGAAAAGUCUGGCCCCAGACAAGAAAAUAACUCCGAUGGAAGACAUGGCUCUACUCUCUCUCUCUCUCUCUCUCUCUCAAGCCUCCGAGGAGCACGUGAGUCAAAGCCUCCAGCCAAGCGUACGCCGAUCCCUUAGCAACCGCAUGCAAGAGGAAGCCCCGCUCUAACCAUAGAGUUCAGAAAAUCCUCCGCAGGAAGUCGACGAGGGAAGUCCCUGCUUUUUUCCGCCCCGCAGUGCUACGCACUCUCUUUCUCUUUCUCUCCUCUUCUCCUCCGCUUUCUCUCCUCCAAUCGCCAGCCGGGAGGGGCGGAUCCAAUUGCUCACGCUCUCCUUGCUGCGCCCCAGCUCCCCUCUUCGCCGCCUCGGUACGCGCAAAAGUGACGUCAGGUGGGGCUUUAAUGUGUAUGUGUGGCUGGCGACCUCCUGCGCAACUACGCGACGUUCCUGCCUUCGCCGUGAGGAGGCAGUGGCUGGCGGGAAGGAGGAAGAGGAGGAGAAAAAAAGAAAGUGUUGGUGGCGGCGCUUGGAGCCGCGGGAUGGAGGAUCAGCCGCCGCCGCCACCGCCGCCGCCCCUACAGGAGCCGCUGGGGCGUUACCUUCCCCCACUCCCCCAGCCGCUGCUGUUUGAAGAGGAGCCCCACCAGCUAUUCAUUCUUAAGGAUAAGUGGUGGAGAUAAGCAUGAGACCAGCGUGGCACAGCUGUAUGUAUUGAAGCAAUUGCACACUUUAUUGGCUGACAAUCUUGGCAUUUUUUUAGCAAAAAUCAAAAUUUAAAGACCCCACACAUUUGUGUUUGACUUGUCAAAUAAACUUGCGUUGUCACCUGAUGGAGCCUUCUAGUGGUGAACAACUCUAUGAUGACCCUGAUGUUGGAAACAAAACUCAAGAUCCAGAAAACAAAAGGCAGCAUGAAUCUGAACAAAAGCUGUCCAAAAUUACCCACAAUGCCUUGGAGAACAUUAAUGUAAUUGGUCAAGGUUUGAAGCACCUCUUCCAGCAUCAGCGUAGGAGGUCGUCAGUAUCUCCGCAUGAUGUUCAACAAGCUCAGGUUGAUAUGGAACCUGAAACAGAAUUGGAAAACCAAAACACCUAUGUGGAAAUUGAUGGUGUCUCUACCCACUCUACAGCUCUGAAUAGAGUUCUCCAACAAAUCAAAGUGCCACCUAAAAUGAAGAGAGGAACAAGUCUUCACAGCAAACGGGGCAAAUCAGAUCCUCCGAAAGGAAGUCCUCAAAUCAACAGGAAGUCUGUCCAAGAUAUUAAUUCAGGUCGUCCCCGAUCCUCAUCUACUACUGAUGCUCCAUCUAAUUUAUCAAUUUUGGAGAUGGCCUCUCCUAUCUGCUUAGCUGGUGACGACGUUGGAUCAGCAGAUCGGAUCGAACGAUUAGAUGUAAGUAGCCUAGCACAAACAACUAACGCAGUGGCAUCAAGUACAGACUGCGGUAUUAAUGCAGAUUCUGUUGAUGGAACACCAGAUCCACAACGCACAAAAGUGGCCAUCACUCAUCUGCAGCAGAAAAUACUGAAACUCACAGAGCAAAUCAAAAUAGAGCAAACCGCCCGGGAUGACAAUGUAGCCGAAUACCUGAAAUUAGCCAAUAACGCUGACAAGCAACAGAGCGCCCGGAUUAAGCAGGUGUUUGAGAAGAAGAACCAGAAAUCAUCCCAGACAAUCCUCCAGCUGCAGAAGAAACUAGAGCACUAUCAUCGGAAGUUGCGAGAGAUUGAACAGAAUGGUAUUCAUCGACAGCCCAAAGAUGUCUUGAGGGACAUGCACCAGGGAUUAAAGGAUGUAGGAGCAAAAGUCACUGGCUUCAGUGAAGGAGUAGUAGAUAGUGUUAAAGGUGGACUUUCCAGCUUUUCCCAGGCAACUCAUUCAGCAGCUGGAGCCGUUGCUUCUAAACCUCGGGAAAUUGCCUGCCUCAUUAGAAACAAGUUUGGAAGUGCCGACAAUAUUGCUAAUCUGAAGGAUGCUUUGGAAGAAAGUCAAGAAGACGGGACCGGAGGAAAGACUUUAGGUGUUCAUAACUUUCAGUCAAGCCCAAAAUAUGGCAGUGAGGAGGACUGUUCCAGUGCUACAUCAGGCUCAGUGGGGGCCAAUAGUACCGCAGGGGUCCAGUUGGGAGCACCAAGCUCCAAAUCAAACACUCUGGAUAUGCAAAGCUCAGGGUUUGAUGCAAUACUGCAUGAAAUUCAAGAGCUCAGAGAGGUUCAAGUACGCUUGGAGGAAUCCUUUGAAGAUCUCAAGGUUCACUACCAGCGAGAUUAUUCCUUGAUAAUGCAGGCUCUACAGGAAGAAAGAUACCGAUGUGAGCGACUAGAAGAACAGCUGAAUGACCUGACUGAGCUUCAUCAGAAUGAAAUCCUCAACUUAAAACAGGAAUUGGCCAGCAUGGAGGAAAAAAUAGCUUACCAGUCCUAUGAACGAGCCAGAGAUAUCCAGGAGGCCCUGGAAGCCUGCCAGACCAGAAUCUCCAAGAUGGAACUGCAGCAGCAACAGCAACAAGUUGUCCAGUUGGAGGGCCUUGAAAAUGCCACUGCCAGAAACCUUCUGGGCAAACUAAUAAACAUCCUUUUAGCGGUAAUGGCUGUCCUGUUGGUGUUUGUCUCUACCGUGGCCAACUGCGUGGUCCCCCUGAUGAAGACUCGCAGCAGGACGUUCAGCACUUUCUUUGCCAUGGUCUUCAUUGCCUUUCUGUUUAAGCACUGGGACGCCAUUACCAGCUACUUGGAACGCUUCUUUUCACCCCCCAGAUGAUGACAAGGUGACAUGCCACUGCCUCGCCCACUCGAGCUGGAACUGGCAAGGAAGUGCAUCAAACUUAGUCGGCAGUCCCUUCCUCCACUGAAGACGUAACAUGUCCGAGUGUGAAAUUUGUUUACAGUUAAAAUAAUAUUUUCUCUCUGAGACAUAUUGGCAAUAGUGAGGGUUUUUUUUAGAAUUUAUUAAAGAACUCUUUUUUUUGUCAAAAAACUUUUUAUGUAGCAUGGUUCUCUUUGGAUGCAAAUCUUAAUAUUCUGUAUGUGUACAGAGAUAAAACACAAAUCUGGAGCACACCAAUGGGCAAAUUAAAUUAUAGCUCAGCUACUGUACUAAACCUGAUCGGAAGAGGAAAAGACAAUUACAUAAAUUCUAACCAAGAUAAUCCGGUGCAUAGUGAUACUCCGAUUAUCCUACAGUGCUACUGUGAAACCUGACCACCUUCUGUGUCUGAAUGUAUAGCUUCAGGAUGGCUUUCUCUAGUGAAAGACCAAUGCAAUACAUGGAACUUUCUGGAUCUCUUCCUGGGUUUGCCUCUUCUGCUGUUUAAACUUUCUGGCUAGAUAUAUGAAGUGGAUUAGUUCUACUGUGUACAGUUCCUGCACAGUUGUACUACAGUAUUUUGAAGUAGCCCUUUGAAUAUUUUAAACAAAAGCCCUUGGUUGCACUUUGACUGUUUUUUAAUGUAUGUAUAGUCACAGAUUUAAAAAUCCAAAUGGCAUACUUGAAGAGUGUAAUACUCAAACUCUCAGUGCUUCCUUAUUGUUUCUAAUAGGAUUUUUUUAUUCUUAUUGGGGAUUGUUUUUGAACUUAAUGGUUGAGAGCAUCAUCUCUCUUUCUCUCUCUUUUGCUCUCUUUGAAUAAAGAAGUGACGUUCUUAAAUGAAGAAGUGUGUGAAUAAAUAUGAGCUACCUUGUUCUGAGAUGAUUUGGAAGGUUGCAAAUAAUGUUUAAUGUAAUCUCAAGUGCAAACCUGCUCAAAUGUGAUCUGUUUCCUCCUUAACUUCCAGACCUCGCAUUAAGAAAACAGAUGACCUGAUCCCUCCUUCCAGUUCAUAAUGUGCUUUUGCUUUGUUUGGAAGUGAAUGGGGAAACUGGGAAUCUUGUCCCUGGUCCUAUUGUGUCUAGACCAGUUAUUUUAACGAGAAAUAAAGAAAUCCUGGUUUGUUUUGAGAAAAAUGAACAGGAAGUUUUGAAAGCAUGAGUGAGUGAGCUGUUCUGAGAAGAAAAAAUAGGGAGUCUUAAUAUCAAUAAUAAAUAGGACUUAAACUUUUAAGUUUAGGCUCCUCCAUGCCAAAGUUGGAGUGGUAGCUAAGAUAGACUACAGUCGGUCAGCUUCAGAUCUAUCAUAAAGUUACCCCAUGUCUCUUAAGGAAGGCAGAAAUGCUUAAGGAAGCAUCAAGUCAUAAGGCCAAUCCUUUAAACAGUACCUGAGUUAACGUGUUAUUCAAAUAUGCUCUUGGGAACUGAAACCAAAGCUGUACUACUAACAAACUUAACAGUGUUCACCCUGUUGGUACUUUUUUAUAUUUAGAGUCAGCCUGUUCAACCUCAUUGUGUUCCCAUAUAGGACAUCAUGAAACCUCUUGCAUUGGUAAGAGUUGGUGGCAGCUGAGCAUUAUCAAGAUGUAGAGAAACAAAAGAGCAAGUGAACUGUAUUUCCCACACACACACACACACACACACUUGUUACUCAAUAUACAUGCUCAAAGCAGGUUCUUCCUGUUUCAAAGCAUGUAAAACAAGAACUCGAGCAAAU